CAAAUUAUUUUAUUUUUCUUCCAGGUAUGAAGUGAAGUUUCAGCAGGCAAUGGAAUGUGGUGGUGCUUAUGUCAAACUUCUUUCUCAUCAAGAUUCUCUUGACCUGAAAUCUUUCCAUGACAAAAGUCCUUAUACUAUUAUGUUUGGACCUGACAAAUGUGGUGAAGACAAAAAGCUUCACUUCAUUUUUAGACACAAAAACCCAAAGACUGGUGAAUAUGAGGAGAAACAUGCAAAGAAGCCAACUGGCAAUUUCCAGAGUGUAUUUGAUGGCAAAAAGACUCAUUUAUUCACUUUGGUAGUUCGACCUGACAAUUCAUUUGAAGUAUUUGUGGACCAAGAGAGUGUCAAUUCAGGCAACUUGUUGGAAGAUUUCACUCCGGCUGUCAAUCCCCCUAAGGAGAUUGAUGACCCGCAUGAUAAAAAACCAGAGGACUGGGAUGAGAGGGAAAAGAUUCCCGACCCUGAUGCAGAGAAGCCUGAAGACUGGGAUGAGGAUGCUCCUGCUAAAAUUCCUGACCCUGAUGCAAAGAAACCUGAAGACUGGUUGGAUGACGAGCCAGAGUAUGUUCCGGAUCCAAAUGGCGUCAAACCUGAUGACUGGGAUGAAGAGGAAGAUGGAGAGUGGGAAGCACCACAAGUUGCAAACCCGAAAUGUGAGAAGGCUGGUUGUGGAGAGUGGAAGCCUCCUGUCAUAGAUAAUCCUGCUUACAAGGGCAAAUGGUCAGCACCACUGAUUGAUAACCCCAGCUACAAGGGUAUUUGGAAGCCAAGAAAAAUUGAAAAUCCAGAUUACUUUGAGGAUAAGGAACCUUUCAAGAUGACAUCCAUUGCUGCUGUUGGUUUGGAGCUCUGGUCCAUGACCCCAGAUAUACUGUUUGAUAAUUUUAUCAUCACUAAUGACAAAUAUGUUGCUGACAAAUGGGCUUCAGACAGCUGGGUGAAGAAAAAUGUCAAAGAAACCUAUGGAGGAGAUGAGGAGGGUGGAGUAGUUAGGAACUUGCUGGACGCAACAAACGAGCGACCAUGGCUGUGGGUGCUGUUUGUCAUCGUUGUUAUUUUGCCAUUUGUUUUAAUUGCUGCUUGCUGUUUCCCUGGAAGCAAGAGUGAUGCUGCCAAGAAGAAGAAGACUGAUGAACCAACCGAAGAUGUUGUUCCUGAAGAAGACAAGACUGAAACACCAACACAAGAAGGAGAAGAAGAAGAAGAAACACCUGAAGCGGGUGAUGAAAAGGCUGAAGAGAAAAAUGAAGAUGAGGAAAAGGAGGCCGAGGGAAAUGAAGAAGAAGAAGAAGAAGAAGAAGCUGCUGGCAAGGAUGAGGUUGAUGAAGAGGACAGUGGCAGGAUGAAAACAAGACGAAGGACAAGAAAGGAGAACUAACAUUCGUCACAGCUCAUGCUACAUGGCUCCAGAUCAUCCAAGAAUUAGUUUGGACAUUUUUCAGUUCCCUCCAAGGCUCAAUACUUUGCAAAACUUUUCUGAUUAGCUUCUUUUCCUCUAGUCAUGUACUUAUUAAUUGCUUUAGGCUUAUUGGCAAAUGUUUAGAAAUCAAGAGCCCUUUUAACAACUACCACAAUUGUGUAAAGUCAUCAACUCAUAAACUGCUAUAACUUAACCUCAGAACCUUGAUUUUAACUUAUUUCAGAGCAGGCUUGAAAAUCAUGAGACUGAUGUCUUAUAAUAUAAUGUGCUUGAUGUGAUUUUGUCUGAUAUCGUUUACUAUAAUUAUCAGACAAAGUUCUGUCACUUUCCUUACAGGAUAAAAUGCCGAUUUUACAUAAUUUGUUUAUCCAGAACCAGAUCUUUCAAUUGAUGACCACUGGUUUGCCCAGUUGUUGUCACUAAAAAGGAAAAACAGCAUUUCAGUGGUAACUUAUGUUUUUUUAACUUAAUAUUAGGUACUAAGCUAAUUCGCAGUAGUUUUCAGAGGCUUGGGCCCAUCUUUCAAUAAAAAGAUUAAUAUAGAAAAAGGACAGGAAAGGAAAAAUGGAGUCAUUGUCAACCUAUUCAAGCCUCAAAUGUGCAAGUUAAAUUAACUGAGGUACACCAGGGCAAUUGCAGAGUAACGUAACCAAGGGAUUGAGACUUGAAGGCAUAAUGAGUUGUGGUGUGGAAAGCUUUACUGUUCAGUAUUCAAGAAAAAAAUGUCAACCCCUUUGAGGUCCUUAACUAGGUAACUAAGGUUAUAAAGCCCUGAGUUGUGUCUGGGCUUUCAGCUGCUUGAACUGGAGCUUAGAUGCAUUAUGAACAGUAGUGCUGGAAGGGCUGGGAUCAAACCCUCAAUAUUUUCCAUCUUGCUUUGGCCCACAGGACUUUGCACUCUUUGAUCCCUGAAAAAUGUUGGGAGAUGACUGAAAGUUGAAGUAAUCAUCAAACAUUUUUGCGUGAUUCCAUUACUUCCGGACAAUUAGGUGAGAUCACUGGGCACCCCAAAGUAAUGUUCUGAUAUUGCCAAACAGCACCUAUCCUAAAAGAAUUUGAACAUUUCCCCACAAUGGCAAUAAGUGACUGAGUACAAGUGUAUUACUGGGGUGCAACCGGCUGAUUUACUUACCCAAAAGUUGUUUCACUAGCUAGGGCCACAAAAUUUCGUGUCUUACAGAAGUUCUGUAAUUUGAAUUUCAUAAAAAUAAUUUUCGUAAGAAACUUCACAGGCCUGUUGGGCAAGUGGAGGACAGAAUUCACUAGCUCCAAGCUAUUGGACACUGUUUUAUUUACAGGUUGACCAUCAGUGCUUUUACUACGGUACUUCUUGUUUUGUCUUAGGUUUAUUUACGAAAUUGCUUGCUUUGGAUCUUUGUCAAGCUCUGUCGUAAAUUUUGCACGUAGGUUAUCCAAUAAUACUAGUGGAAUAAGUUAUAUUAUAAUUGUGUGUCAUUCCAUCCUUUCCUUUUUAGUGAACAUCUUUUAUAUUUAAUUUACAGUUUUUGGGGCUAUUGGAAUUUGUUUGUAGCAACAGGAGGUUGCCAUUUUAAUAAAACUUUUGAAUGUCUAAGUA
Molecule: messenger RNA, 2999 nt
Organism: Orbicella faveolata
Lineage: Eukaryota; Metazoa; Cnidaria; Anthozoa; Scleractinia; Merulinidae
Product: calnexin-like
Biological process (GO): ERAD pathway; protein folding
Cellular component (GO): endoplasmic reticulum; endoplasmic reticulum membrane
Molecular function (GO): calcium ion binding
Source: RefSeq, a predicted model, not a curated record